This is a messenger RNA of Malaya genurostris, 489 nucleotides long. RefSeq lists its product as uncharacterized. Lineage: Eukaryota; Metazoa; Arthropoda; Insecta; Diptera; Culicidae. The transcript has a single exon. The record is from RefSeq and is a predicted model, not a curated record. The annotation marks the transcript as partial.
AAUAAUAAUAAUAAUAAUAAUAAUAAUAAUAAUAAUAAUAAUAAUAAUAAUAAUAAUAAUAAUAAUAAUAAUAAUAAUAAUAAUAAUAAUAAUAAUAAUAAUAAUAAUAAUAAUAAUAAUAAUAAUAAUAAUAAUAAUAAUAAUAAUAAUAAUAAUAAUAAUAAUAAUAAUAAUAAUAAUAAUAAUAAUAAUAAUAAUAAUAAUAAUAAUAAUAAUAAUAAUAAUAAUAAUAAUAAUAAUAAUAAUAAUAAUAAUAAUAAUAAUAAUAAUAAUAAUAAUAAUAAUAAUAAUAAUAAUAAUAAUAAUAAUAAUAAUAAUAAUAAUAAUAAUAAUAAUAAUAAUAAUAAUAAUAAUAAUAAUAAUAAUAAUAAUAAUAAUAAUAAUAAUAAUAAUAUUAAUAAUAAUAAUAAUAAUAAUAAUAAUAAUAAUAAUAAUAAUAAUAAUAAUAAUAAUAAUAAUAAUAAUAAUAAUAAUAAUAAUAAUAAUAAU